AUGGAUAUAAAGGCCAUGUCAUCCAGAUCGACACAGACUCACAGGUUAAGCUCACUUCCGGACUGUCCUCAGAUGGCCUUGGACCCAGCGUGGACACAGCAAAGGGACCAGGUGCAGGAGGAUGGGGAAGCUCCCCGAAGUCGAUUGUCCAAGAAACUUAUGGACUUUUUCCAGGUCCCAUCCGAAUGGAGGACAACUUCGGAUGAGGUCACUGAAGUCUGUAGGAGUGCAACGUGGCAGAAGAAGGAGCCUAGUAAGGAGAACCCACAAAUGAGCAGGCAACCAUCAACACCAGGCCCCAUCUUAGGCGAUAAAUGGCCCUCCUCAGUCACUUCACCCAGGCAAAGGAUAAGUGGAAGUAACCUUCCGCAAAACCCCUCCAGUAAUGCUGGAGAGAACCAAACAAACCCUCGUGAAAACUUCACAAGGAAAACUUCCAGUAAAACAUUGCUGGAGGACAACUGGCACCUCGAAAGAUGGUACCACAAGGCCACACGGAUGGCCAAACUUCUAACUUUCACCCCGCACAUAGACAGGGUGAAGUGGGACUGGUUAAAUAACGGUCCUACUCGACUCCCUGACACGAAGUGGUCAGGCGAAAACAAUACAGAAAUUUUCUGGCAGUGGUACACCACACUGCUAGGAUUCCUCACAGCACGAGGAUAUAGAGGUGCACACUACAAUGAAAUCCAUCUGGAUUGUCUCAUUGGUGGAUUGGCAGAGCCUGCACUCUCACACGGACUAAAACUCCGUGAAGAAGCCCUCCUUAGAGAUAAAGGGGGGAAAUUUCUUGAAGUUCUCGAAAUUUUAAUGAGGACAUAUAUCAAGGAGCUCACCACAUUGAAGGUUUCUGGAAACAUCCUCCCUGAAUGCAAGGAGGAAAUAAUCAAAAUGGGAUUCUCCUCUUUCGAGGAGAUGUUCAGAACAACAUCUCGCAUGGACGAGAUGAAAAACAGGCUGAGGAUAGCUCCAGCCUACAGGCCAGAAUGCUACACCAGACCUGAAACCACCACGACCACAAAUCGCAAAAAGCCCAACCAGACGGGAAAGGAGAAACACGCAGAGGCAAGAGCCAAUGUGCAAGACCCUAAACCCAAAUGGAAAGGCAAAUCCUCCCUGAAGCAGUCAGGGAACACCGACCAAAGGCCAGUACAAGUACGCAAUAAUUGCAGAAUACCAGAGCGGACAAAGAGCCGCCCUGAGCGCCAGUUAGUAGGAGACAGAAACCCAAGGCAUAGGAUCGCCAGGGAAGUCGACUACAAAACAGAAGGCAAAGUUGGAGACGACUCCGAGGAAGAAGAACCAGAGAAUAUCCCUGGUGAUUUCGAAGUGGAGGACACCUCCAAUGACUUCGAACCAGAGGACCCAAACAAGGGACCUCACUACUCGCCCAGAAGAAAGGGCGAGGACAUCAGUGUUGGGACCAUAAUAAUGGCCCCAAGAUCCGACGUCAUUGAAAACAAUGACGAAAAAAAUACACUAAAACUGGCAAUAAGCCAGACCAAAAAAAGAACUACCAACUCUUUGGUGACGACACCAAAGAGGGAUUCCCCUGAGGAAAGUCACUCAGAAGACAACACCCCUGAGGAAAAAACCUCGGAGGGAGACCCACUGAAGGAGGACCCUUCGGAAGAAACCACCCCGGAGUCUCCAGAAGAAGACAAGCUCUGGGUGGAGUUUAUACUCGGCUAG
This is a messenger RNA of Cantharellus anzutake, 1692 nucleotides long. RefSeq lists its product as uncharacterized. The record is from RefSeq and is a predicted model, not a curated record. Bases 1 to 1692 code for a protein of 563 amino acids. NCBI's taxonomy places the organism in Eukaryota, Fungi, Basidiomycota, Agaricomycetes, Cantharellales, Hydnaceae. The transcript has 2 exons.